AUGGAGCGUCUCGCUGCUGCUCACGCCGCCAAGGUGGCGAAGAUGGAGAAGGACUUCAAGAGCAAGAUGAAGGCCGCGAAGGAAGACUCCAAGCAGGAGCUCGUCGCGCAGCUUGAGUUUACCCAAAAGGCAACGCGCGCGGCUAUGGAAUCUGAGUACGAAGGACAGAUGACGAGCCUGAAGCGCUCGUUCCACGGCGAACGCCAAGCUCUCAAGGGUCUGUUCGACUCGGAGUUUUACAAGGCCCAGAAAAUCAUCUCUGAUUAUGAGCUGCAACUCGAUGCUUUUGAAAUUGCCGAAGCUGCGGCGAAGAGCAAGUCGAAGGCUUUCGAUGAAGAGAUCGCUACCUUGAAGCAACAAGCGGCGAUUUCGCUAGAAAAAGCGCUUGCCGAAACUGAAGCGGACGCCGAAAAGAAGUGGUUGACAAAAAUCGACGACAUGGAGCGAAGCCACAAGGCGCUGACUGAUAAACUCAAGGCCGAGCACUCCAAGGCGAUUGUUGAAGUGCAAUCCAAGCUAAAGGAUGCCGAAUCGUCUCAAGAUGAUGCCAUGAAGGCAAAGAUCGCGAAGAUUGAGGCUGAUUACGAAGUGAAGAUCAAGUCUCUCGAGGAUAAGCUCGCCACUGAGCGGGAGAAGGCUACCCGCGAACUUGCUGAUGAGAAGGCUCGUGCCGCGAGGGCGCUUGAAACCGCUAUCGCUGAGGUGCAAUCGUCCGCCGCGGAGGAAGAGAUUGAAGCCCUGGAGGCGAAGUACUCCGCGAUGGAAGUGGAGUAUAAGGCGACCAUCAGCAAACUCCAAGCUGAAAUUGCCUCCGCAGAGAUCAAGGUCAAGGCCGUCACUGUCGAAACCAGAAACGAGUUCAGCUCGGAGCUCGAAGCGCUCAAAGCGAAGCUCGCGGCUGCGCAGAAGGAAAUCAAGAUUCUGGAACAGAAGCUCGCCGACGAGGAAGCGGAAAAUGCCGGCAAGAUUCUUGAACUCGAGAAGAACUUCGACGAUGAGAUCGAAAGGCUCAAGAGUUUGUUUGACAUGCAAGCCAAGGAGGGCGUCAUGGUCAUCACAGAGGAGCGAGACUCGCUGAAACUCCGCAUAUCCCAGAUUGAGGCUGAGUACGCUCAGAAAAUCAAGUUGAUCCAAGAUUCUUCAAAAGUUGACGAGGCGGAGAUCGAUGCGCUCAAAGCCAAGUACACCGCUCAGAUUGAAGAGCUGCGUAAGCGUUCGGACGCUGAAGUCGACGCACUCAGGAAGUCACUGAAUGACGCGAAGUCCAAGUACGAAUCAGAUGUCGUUAAUUUAAAGACCGAGCACGCCGACGCGAUUGCUGCCGCGAAGGAGGCUUCUUCGAGUGCAGAUGCUCUGUUAAUAUCGAAGAUAUCCAAGCUUGAGGGCGACGUUGCGUCUGUGAACAAGGCGAAGAAGGAAGCCGAGAGCGCGAUGAAGGCAAAGCAGGCCGCAGCCCAAGCCGAAGUGGAUGCGCUGCAAAAGCAACUCGCGGACUUUCAAAAGAACGAUCUCAACAAGUUGGAGAAGGCGCUCGAUGAUGCUUUGGCGAAAGCGAGUAUCAUACCAGGCCUUGAGAAGCAGAUUGAUGAGCUCAAGGAAGCACAGGCGGCUUCGAACGCAACGUAUGAAUCUUCUAUGGAGAUGAUCAAGUUGCAACACGCGGCAGAAGUUGAGAAACUCACCCUGGCUGUGAACGAGGCGUCGAACGCGGCUACCAGUGGACUGGAAGCAAAGAUCAAGGCUCUCGAGACGCAGCUUCAGGCCGAGAAGGACACGCUCGCCAAGGUCCUUCAAGAUGCCGAGACUCAGCGGGCCAAGCUGGAGGACGAGUACAGAAAAUCUCUUGAAACGACCCGAGCGAACGCGAUCGCUACGGCGGAGGAGCAGAGGAAAAAAUUAGAAGCUUUAUUCUUGGAAGAAUCCGCUGCGGCUCGACAGGCGUUCGAGUCUCAAAUCGCUGAGUACGAAAAGCUCGUCAAGAACGCCACAGAAGAGCUCAAGAGUGGGCACGAGAAGGAGCUGAGCACGCUUGUCUCUCAACACCAGACAGAGAUGAAGUCUAUCAUUCAGAAAAUGGAGUCCACCAUGACGUCCGACAAGUCGAAGCUUGAAAAGGCUCUUGAGGAGGCUAACGAGCAGUUGCGAGCGGCGAACGCUGACUCUAAGGCCUCAGCGGAAGCGAUCGUGAAAGCCAAUGCCGAGCGUGAUGCGACCAAGAAGCUUCUCGCUCAACUCGAGGCUGAAAUCAACACACUGAAGAAGAGUGCAGUUGAUCAAAAGGUCGUCGAAAAAGAGAUUCAGACGCUCAAGACCGCCAGGGAUGCGGCGCAGUCGCGGCUGGCCGAGCUUGAGAAACAGCAAGGUGGGGAGAUUGAACGACUGAGGGCUGAAAUUUCGUCGCUUCAAGCUGAACUCGCAAAAACUGUGGAGAACGCUAAGAAGGCGAGACAAGCGGCAAUCUCGAGCGUGACUGUCGAUUUCGAAGCCAAAUUGGUCGACAUGCAAAAGAGACAACAGAUCGAGAUCGAUGAGUUGACUCGCCAAGCGCUGGCAGAUGUCUCGGGUGCCGAGAAGCGCGCAGAAAUUUUGCAAGUUCAGCUCACGACGUUGAAGGCAGAGUCUAGCGAGAUCCAAAGCAUCAAAAGCCAAUUGUCGGCGAGCGAAAAGAACCUCAAAAUCACGAGUAUCAAGUUGGGUGAGACGGAAAAGAAGCUCGCAGACUUCUUGUCUCUCUAUGGUGAAGAGCGCAAAGUUCUCGAGGAGUCUCGCAAGGUUGCCGAAGACUUGGAUCGCAUCAAGCGAAGAUACGCCACGACCAUGGAAAUAGACGAAGAUACGAUCGAUCAAAUCAGCAACAAGGUGGAGACACAGCUCGCCUUGGCGGACGACGCUGAGAAACUUCAAGCCAUGAUGGACGGCAAGUCGAAGGGUGACACUGUUCGCGACGUCAACAACAUCCCAGUCUGGGCUUACUACGCCCUCGGUGUCGCUACUGCGAUUCUGCCGAGAAUCAUCUCCGGUGGAUUAUGA
Messenger RNA from Ostreococcus tauri, 3030 nucleotides. Its product is annotated as unnamed product. Lineage: Eukaryota; Viridiplantae; Chlorophyta; Mamiellophyceae; Mamiellales; Bathycoccaceae. The transcript has a single exon. The record is from RefSeq and is a predicted model, not a curated record. The coding region runs from base 1 to 3030 and encodes 1009 amino acids.